This is a messenger RNA of Propithecus coquereli (Coquerel's sifaka), 2509 nucleotides long. RefSeq names its product interleukin 12 receptor, beta 2 (gene IL12RB2). The record is from RefSeq and is a predicted model, not a curated record. Gene Ontology annotation, molecular function: cytokine receptor activity; cytokine binding. Bases 1 to 2487 code for a protein of 828 amino acids. Gene Ontology annotation, biological process: cytokine-mediated signaling pathway. NCBI's taxonomy places the organism in Eukaryota, Metazoa, Chordata, Mammalia, Primates, Indriidae. The transcript has 15 exons. Gene Ontology annotation, cellular component: membrane; signaling receptor complex; external side of plasma membrane.
AUGGUCCAUCCACCCCGGGGUCUUAUAUCUAGAAGAAAUAUCAAAAUAUGGCAUGAUGUGUGCAAGAGGGGAGAUGUGACUGUGAAGCCUUCCCACGUAAUUUCACUUGGAUCAGCUGUCAAUAUUUCAUGCUCUCUGAAGCCCAAACAAGGCUGCUCGCACUACUCCAGUCUGAACAAGUUAAUCCUCUACAAGUUUGACAGAAGAGUCAGUUUUCACCACGGUCGCUCCCUCAGUUCUCAAGUCACAGAUCUUCCCCUUGGCACCACCUUGUUUGUCUGCAAACUGUCCUGUAUCAGUAGCGAUGAGAUUCGAAUAUGUGGAGCAGAAAUCUCAGUUGGUGUUGCUCCAGAACAGCCUCAAAAUGUAUCUUGUAUACAGAAGGGAGAGCAAGGCACCGUGGCCUGCACCUGGGACAGAGGACGAGACACCCACCUAUACACUGAGUAUACUUUACAGUUAAGUGGACCAAGAAAUCUAACUUGGCAGAAGCAAUGUAAAGAUUAUUAUUGUGACCAUUUGGACCUUGGAAUCAACCUCACUCCUGAAUCACCUGAAUCGAGCUUCACAGCCAAGGUUACUGCCAUCAAUAGUCUUGGAAGUUCUUCUUCAUUUCCAUCCACAUUCACGGUCUUGGACAUAGUGAGGCCUCUUCCUCCGUGGGACAUUAGAAUCGAAUUUCAAAAUGCUUCUGCAAGCAGAUGUACCCUGCAGUGGCGAGAUGAGGGACUGGUGCUGCUUAAUCGACUCAGAUACCGGCCCAGGAACAGCAGGUCCUGGAAUAUGGUAAUGGUCUUUAGGGUGAAGGGGAAAAAAACCUGUGUCACUGGACGAUGGGAAUGGACCCACACGGGCCCCACCCUACAUGCUGAGCCUACUGGGAUGUUAGAUGUCUGGUACAUGAAACGGCACAUUGACUACAACAGACAACAGAUUUCUCUUUUCUGGAAGAAUCUGAGUGUCUCAGAGGCAAGAGGAAAAAUCCUCCACUAUCGGGUGACCUUGCAGGAGGUGACAGUGGGGAAAGCCCCAUUCCGGAACAUCACAGGGCACACUUCCUGGACCUGGGUCGCUCCUAGAACUGGGAACUGGGCUGUGGCUGUGUCUGCAGCAAAUUCAAAAGGCAGUUCCCCACCCACUCGUAUUAACAUAACAAACCUGUGUGAGGCAGAUUUGCUGGCUCCUCUCCAGGUCUCUGCAGACUCAGGGGGCGUGGACAACAUUGUGGUGACCUGGCAGCCUCCCAGGAAAGCUCCCUCUGCUGUUGAGGAGUACGUGCUGGAAUGGAGGGAGCUCCGUGCAGGAGGGGACACACAGCCCCCUCUAAACUGGCUGCGGAGUCCCCCCUACAAUGUGUCUGCUCUGAUUUCAGAGAACAUAAAACCCUACCUCUGUUAUGAAAUCCGUGUGUAUGCACUGUCAGGGGAUCAAGGAGGAUGCAGCUCCACCCUGGGUAACUCCAAGUACAAGGCACCACUGCGUGGCCCCCACAUUAAUGCCAUCACAGAGGAAAAGGGGAGCGUUUUGAUUUCAUGGAACAGCAUUCCAGCCCAGGAGCAGAUGGGCUGCAUCCUCAAUUACAGGAUAUAUUGGAGAGAACGGGACUCCAAUUCCAAACCUCAGCUCUGUGAAAUUCCCUACAGAGUCUCCCAAAAUUCACAUCCAAUAAACAGCCUGCAGCCCAGGGUGACAUAUGUCCUGUGGAUGACAGCUCUGACAGCUGCUGGUGAAAGUUCCCAAGGAAAUGAGAGGGAAUUUUGUCUGCAAGGUAAAGCCAAUUGGAAGGUGUUUGUGGCACCGAGCAUUUGCAUUGCUAUCAUCAUGGUGGGCAUUUUCUCAAUGCGUUACUUCCGGCAAAAGGUGUUUGUUCUCCUUUUGGCCCUCAGACCUCAGUGGUGUAGCAAAGAAAUUCCAGACCCAGCAAACAGCACUUGGGCCAAGAAAUAUCCCAUUGCAGAGGAGAGGACACGACUGCCGCUGGACGGGCUCCUGACGGCCUGGCCCAGUCCUGAAGAACCUGAGCCCCUGGUCAUCCAUGAAGUCCUUCAUCAGGUGACCCCAGUCUUCAGACAUCCCCAUCAGCCUUACUGGCCAGAAAAGGGACAAGGAGUCCAAGGUCACCAUAGCUCUGAGGAAGACGCAGUGUGCAGUGCCUCAAGCCCAUCACCUCCGCAAGCUCUCCCAGCUGAGAGAAGACAACUAGUGGGUCUCUACAGGGUGCUGGGCAGUAGGGGACCUGAAGCAAAGCCGGGAAACCCAGCCAGUCCCUUGACGGUCCUCCCAGUUGACUACCUUCCCACCCAUGAGGGCUACUUGCCCUCCAGCCUAGAUGAGGCUCCUCUCUCUGACCCUCUGGGAGAACUGGAGCCUCAGCACGUCUCUCUUUCUGUUUUCCCCUCAAGUUCCUUUCACCCGCUCACCUUCUCCUGUGGUGAGAAGCUAACUCUGGGUCAGUUAAAGAUGGGGUGUGACUCCCUCAUGCUCUGAGUAGUGAGACUUGAAGCCUGGU